Saprolegnia parasitica CBS 223.65 is the source of this 581-nucleotide messenger RNA. RefSeq lists its product as hypothetical. The record is from RefSeq and is a predicted model, not a curated record. The transcript has 5 exons. The coding region runs from base 53 to 313 and encodes 86 amino acids. Lineage: Eukaryota; Oomycota; Saprolegniomycetes; Saprolegniales; Saprolegniaceae.
CCACCUUUGGCCACGAGCCCGACAGAGGACCGUCCGACGACCGACUGAAGCCAUGGGCAGCUCCAUUAGCUGGUGCACGAACCCAACGCAUGAUGAGUGCCUGGAGAAGGCGCCGUCGCCGCUGCUCCUGCGCAUGCACUCGUUCUCGUUCGAUGGCGACGCGCAUGGCCCACCACGGUCGCCGUCUCGCGCCGAGACACCUGGCGGUAAGCUACUGCGCGACUACUACAACCAUGUGGUCGAGACCGAAAGCAGCGGGUGGGUCCUCAUCACACGGCCCCCUAUUAGUCGCUACACCAUCACCGAUGAUUAGCACCGAUGACAGCGAUCACGUCGACGAGACGCAAGUGCCCACCGCGCUCCUGCCACUUAUUCAGCCCACGCUCUCCUCGCGUGAGCCCAAGCGGCUCACGAUCGACGCGACGCUUCAAAUGUACUCGACCAUCGACUUGCGUCCCUCGGUCGAGCCGCAGUGUCGAAAGGUGCGAGCUGCCUCCAUGGACGCCAUGCUCCGGAGUCCGCCACGCAGCCCCGUCGCCAAGCGGGUACCUCUACCACGUACUGCUAGGAACAGUCGACUA